Messenger RNA from Naegleria lovaniensis, 1341 nucleotides. RefSeq lists its product as uncharacterized. The coding region runs from base 1 to 1341 and encodes 446 amino acids. The transcript has a single exon. The record is from RefSeq and is a predicted model, not a curated record. NCBI's taxonomy places the organism in Eukaryota, Heterolobosea, Eutetramitea, Acrasida, Naegleriidae.
AUGUCAUCACUAGAAAUUCCACUCCCGUCUCAAGCCAACAUGUUUUCACAACUCCCGACAGAGCUCAUACUCGAUCAUGUGUGUCCCUAUUUUUCUGACAAUGGUUUACUACUUUAUUUCAGAUCGAUGAACAAAUUAUUUGAUCAUGUCAUUACGAGCAUUCAUGUAAAAACUCUACUUGUCAAGAAUCAUUUUGAAUAUCAAUUGAUACCUCCUGUUUCAUCAUUUUUAGAAUUGAUUCGUAAAUUACAAAAAUUGGAAUAUAUUUUGACAUCUAGUGUACAUACGAUCAAUUUUCUUCAAUGUCCUUUAAAAGAUUAUUUGGAACAAGUGUGUGAAGCUUGUCCAAAUUUGAAAAAAGUUGAACCAACUCUAUUUCAGCAAUAUAGUCAUUCCAAUAUGCAAGUGAUUACUAAAUAUUGUAAGAAUUAUGAAGUCAUUGAUUGUUACCAUGCUCGAGAUUUGCCCGAAAAUUCCAAUCGAUUUGCAAUAUUCAACUUGCAUCAGUGUGAAAACAUAGCAUUCAUUAAGAAUUUACAUCAUGUCUCGACUGUGAACAUUGAAUGCUGGAAUGAUACUGUCCCAUUACAAGAAUGGUUCAGUCACAUCAAUAAUGAAUUGGAAUUUCGAAUUUCACAUAACGCAUCCAUUGAAAAACAUUCUUUACCACUUCUUCCAGAAUCCACUCAUGUUGCAUUCACUCGAUAUCCAGAACAAGUGAUGAUUCAAACAAUAUUUCAAUAUUCUGCGUUUUUCAAUGAUUCUUUGAUUCAUUCUAGUGACUCGUUGAAUAUUCAUCCAAAUAUUUUCUUUUCCAUCCAUGUGGAGCACCGCAUUCGAUAUUUGAAAAUUGAAAUUUUGAGACAAUGUAAAACCAUCAUUCUCUCUGGUUCGUGUCAGGAUGUUCAGGAUGUUCUCAAUCAUGAUUACUUCCUUGAACAUGCUCCUCAUUUAGAAGAACUCGAUUUGAGUGCCUUAUUUAUCGACUGGUUUGAACCAAGACCACAUCAAGAACAUGGUGCGAAACCAAUCACACACUCGAAAAAGAGGAGCACACCCAUACUAGAGAGUCCUUGUAUGAAACAGAAUUUAGAAUUAGCCAUUCAGUAUCGAAUCAAGUUGGUGGAAUUGAUGACUCGAUGUGAGAGCUUGCAACGCGUUCGAAUUGGUAUUCCAAUCACUGUUUUGAUCACAUGUGGACCAUUAUUGAAAGAUAGUUUGUGUCAUGAAAAUUUGGAUCGAAUGAUCAAAUUGGAUUGGAUUCCUAGAAAUGAGUUUUAUGCAGUGGUGAAUUCUGAGAGUCGAUGUCCACAUGUAUUGUUGAAGAGAAGAAGAAAGUAA